AUGGAGGGUGCGGCUACGGCGGAGGAAGAUUCGGUAGCGGCGAAGGAAGAGCUUGCCUGGGCCGAAAGCCAAUUCCCCGGCUGCUCGACGGUUCUAUCCAAGGCGACGAGGCUGUCAGGUCUGCUCGCGGACGUGUGGGAGACCCUGGCAGACCCGUCAGCGGCAGAGGCAGAGCGGCCGCGAGUCUUGAUGUUUCCGGACUGCCCAGCGGUAGCCGAGGCGCGAGGCCUUCAGAAUUUGUACGAACACCUUGAGGUGUGCCAGGACGCUUGCGAACAGUUCGGAACGAUGGUGUCGAUCGUCCCGCAUCCCAGGGGGGGCAGGACCGGUGCCCCCGCUCCCUCGCUGGUGGUUCAAGUCGUGCCCGGCGCCGGCGGGGGGGACGACUUCGGCUACGAUCCCGACUGGGACGACGACUGGGACAUCGAUCGCAGCCUCCUGGACGACGACGAGGCAGAGGGCGAGGGGGCCGCCGGAGGGGACUGGGACGAGGACGGGGUGGUGCGGGUGGACGCGGCGGCCUUGAGCGUGGUGCCUUCGUCGGACGAGGAGGUGCAGGAGCUCACCAAGUCGUGGGUGCAGGCUGUGAUCACGGACAUGGGGGUGUGUCCCUUCAGCGUGGACGCCUCUAGAGCGGGUCUUCCGGUGGGUCAGGUCCGCUACCCGGUAACGAGAGAGACCACGGCGGAGUCGAUCUACCGCGAGUACUGGCGGGAGGUGGAGCUGCUUGUUUCCGAGACGAACGAGAGGUCGCUGAGUACCACUCUUCUCAUCACCCCGGAGUUCUCGCUCAACAACGCGGAGGCCUUUGAGGUCAUCGGCCAGACGCUAACGCAGCCAUUGGAGGCGUUGCACCUUGAGGACGACAUCCAGCUCGUCUUCUUUCACCCCCAAUACGCCUUCAGGGACGGGCGAGAUCGCAUUGGGAGCGGCGGCGCGGCUAACUUCGCCCGACGGUCUCCCUUCCCAAUGAUCAACAUCCUCAGGACCAACCAGGUCCGGUUGGCCCAGAAGUCCAUCCCUACGGGGUUGGUGUACAAGCAAAACGAGGAGGUUCUGGAGGAAGUAGGGGCCGGCGACCUCCAGAAGAUGCUCGAAGUCCGGGAUUGGACAGGGCUCGAGGGGAAAAAAGGACUUGUGGCUGGUUUAUAUGUAGCAGUGCUCGAAUGGGAUAGGAUCAGCUCACAAGCGUUCAGUGGGUGGGGGGGGUGGCCCAAAGGGUUCACCAGCAGUGUGCCGCCUUGCGUCGGUUUUACGGGCUGGAUGGGCGGAGGUGUCGUCUGCAAGCUAUUUCCCUACACAUCCGGGGCGACGGCCGACUCGGCAACAGCAUCGGGGGUAGGAGGGGCGGCGGCAGCGGCGGCGGCAGCAGCGAGUUCUGCGGGAAUCUCGGACGAGGAUCUCAAAACGGUCGCCAGCGCGCUCGUGAAGAGACUAGGCACAGGAAAGCCGCUGCAGCCGGCCGCUUUCGACGAGUUCAGCGACGCGGUGGACCGUGUUUUGGAGUCGACGGCCGGUGCCCCCUGA
Messenger RNA from Ectocarpus siliculosus, 1527 nucleotides. The record is from the annotation of a GenBank genome assembly. NCBI's taxonomy places the organism in Eukaryota, Phaeophyceae, Ectocarpales, Ectocarpaceae.